Messenger RNA from Lecanosticta acicola, 4111 nucleotides. NCBI's taxonomy places the organism in Eukaryota, Fungi, Ascomycota, Dothideomycetes, Mycosphaerellales, Mycosphaerellaceae. The record is from the annotation of a GenBank genome assembly.
AUGGACCGCCAGCAUGUCAUGGAGAGGCUUCGUGAGAUCCUCAAGCCAGAGCUACUGACGGCGGCGUACCUUUGGAAAUGGCCGUGGCCAAAGAGUCAACAACCUAACGGAGCAGAAGUCGGUCACUUCCACUUUCAGCCCAGUAGCGACCAGGAGCAGGCAUUCUAUGACCUGGUCUUUUACCAAGUCAUCAAACCAAUUAGCGACCUUUCACUUAACGCCCUGCUGGACACGGACUGGACGAGGCUCUUGCCAGAAUCCAGCCAGCAGGACUAUCCAGAGAAGGCUCUGGGCCUCAUCACGAUCAUCGACCAGUUUCGUAUCUUAGGCUCUGGAUACGGGAAGCGAUACACGAGGGCGUUCUUCGAUCCUCUUGCUGAGAAGCUUGCUCGUCAGCUCAUCGGCCUGCCAAUGGACAAGCGCCCAGAUGGCAAAGCCGCUUGGAUGUCUAGAGGUUACUCGUUCGAAGAAUGGAUCGUUCGAACCUUGUGGUUCUUCGCGCCGCCCGUCCACUCUGACAAGUUCAUGACAGCCGAUAGAGCGGCUGUUAAAGAAUGGCUGCACUACAUCAGAGCCGAGCUCGAAGAACAUUCGCAUCAAGAAGACCCGUUCGCGGAGCUCGAGCCCGCGGACGAUGUGGACAUCCGAGCCUUUGAGAGGAUACUCAUCGCCGGGCCGCCAAAGAAAAGCUAUGCCGAUCCAAAGAAGGAGGCGACCACCUAUGAUUACGCCUUUUGGUAUGUGAAGCCGCGUUGCCUGAUGGAAAAGCAACGGAGAGAAGUGGCUGACGCGUUCGCAGGUGGAUUCGGAUUCUGAACUCGCACUUCGCAGUGACGGACAUGUGUGGACAUUAUCCGUAUUGGAGGCGAUGGGAAGGAUUCGAGCUCACGGAAGAGGACGAGACUUUCAUGCGCGCAACGACCGUUUUCGGAUAUCUCCCUGAGGACGAGGCGAUACUGCAGCAGGUAAGGCAGGACAAGCUGGACGGGGUUUGGCAGCCGCUGCCCAGCAAUCCGGAAUUUGAGAAGAGCAAAAGAGGAUUGUGAGACCGGCAUCUCAUCGGGAAAUACUAGAGGAAGGCGCGACUGCCGCAACUGCCAUGUGAGUGCUCCCAACUUUAAUACGACCCCAUCUCUCCCUAUUCGACGGCCACCUCAGAUUUGUCUUCCUCAUUCUCAUCAUCAUCCUCAAUCUCAUUCUCAUUCUCCUCAUUCUCAUCCUCAUCCUCGUCCUCUGGAUCCUUUCAAAUCACACGAAAGCCAAGAUGGAUCCACGUCGGCGGCCUCCCUCGACCUCGCGCUCUACAUCGCGCUCGAGUUCAUACAGCACAGCCAUCAAUAAUGGGACGACGACAUCCUAUCGCAUCUCCAACCACAACGGCACGGGCACGGGCACUGGUAAUCUAGCCAGCACUUCACACACCACCACCAAGCGCGUCAGCACUUCAAAUCCCUUCUACACUGCCUAUGACACCACCGAGUCUAGACCGCCAACGAGACGCCAAAGCGCUGCCCGUCCUGGCACGGCAGCGACCACAAGACCUCGCACUGGCUAUUCCACCCUCGGCGUAGAGAAUCAGGAGGUUAUCUGUGCAGUUAGCGAGUCUCGGGGCAUAUCGCCGUCUGUGGGCCUCGCCUUCAUCAACCUCGACACCAGCGAAUCUGUGCUAUGUCAACUGAAUGACAGCCAGACCUAUGUGCGCACCACUCACAAGCUGGCGGUCUUCAACCCUUCUCAGAUCUUGGUCAUUUCGUCAAUCGCAAGUCCCAAAACGAAGCUCUUCUCCAUCAUCGAGGAUAGCCUGGAGAGCAUUGACGCGGACAUUGUUCUGCUCGAUCGCCAGUAUUGGUCUGAAGGCGCUGGGCUCGACUAUGUCGACCAGCUCGCCUUCGAAUCAGACGUUGAGUCCAUCAAAACAUCAGUGUCAGGCAAAUACUACACUGUCUGCAGUUUUGCUGCUUUGAUGAAGUAUGCGGAUUUGGGCUUGGCAAGAAGGUUCUCUUCACGCUCACUGCGGAUCAAAUAUGAGCCGUCCGAAGGCUCCAUGAUGAUCGAUGUUGCCACUUUACAAUCACUCGAGCUGGUACAGAAUCUCUGUAAUCCACAAUCGCGGGAUUGUCUCUUCGGGCUGCUCAACGAGACACUUACAUACAUGGGCGGCCGCUUGCUCCGAAGCAACAUCUUGCAACCAGUCACUGACCCAGAGACUCUGGGCAAACGCUAUGAUGCUGUCGAAGAGCUCAGUACAAAAGAAGAGAUGUUCUAUGCUGUACGCCAGGCGCUCAAGCCAUUCCUAGAUGGCGACAAGAUCUUGACGCAGCUUAUUUCCGUGCCAAAAGAAGCAUCGCCCUUCGUCGCGGAACAAGCCAUCAACAAUGUCAUUAUGCUGAAGCACCUGGUCUCGCUGGUCAAGCCUGUGUUCGAAGCAUUGACCGGGGCUCGGUCUGAAAUGCUGCAGACGAUUCGGCUCAUGUGCACCAGUGAGAACACGGAGCCAGUAGAAGUCAUCAUCAACAACAUCAUCAACGAAGACACAUCGUACGCUCGUGCGCCUCUUGACUUGCGCAACCAGCGAACAUACGCCGUGAAAUCAGGCCUGAACGGCUUGCUUGACGUCGCUCGACAAACCUACAAGGAGUCCAUGGAAGAUGCUCUGACACACAUCGAACAGAUGGCGGAAGAGCACAGUCUCCCCCUGCAGACGAAGUUCGACAACAAGCGGCAAUUCUUUCUUCGCAUUCGCGCCGAUGAGCUUGAGGGUAGAGAUCUACCGCCGGUCUUCAUUAACGUAUACAAGAAUAAAGAUUGCCUAGAAUUUCAGACUCUGGACAUCGUAAAACGCAAUCAGAAAAUUGGCGACGCACACAUGGAGGUCGUACUAAUGAGUGACAACUCCAUCAAGCAGCUCAUCGAGGACGUGAGGGGCCACAUGGCUAACCUGUUCAAGAUCUGCGAGUGCGUGGCAAUGCUUGACAUGCUUUGCUCUUUCGCUCACCUCGUCUCCAUCCAAGAUUACACUCGACCAAUGAUCAGCGAGACACUCGCCAUUAGAGCAGGCCGUCAUCCCAUCCGCGAGAAGAUCCAUAGCAACAUCAAAUUUAUUCCCAACGACGUCUACGCGACUCAGCAAACGCGGACUCAGAUCAUCACCGGCUGCAACAUGAGUGGGAAGAGCACGUACAUUCGCUCAAUCGCGCUUAUGACCAUCAUGGCACAGAUCGGAAGCUUUGUCCCGGCGCAACAUGCUGCUUUCCCAAUCAUCCGUCAACUCUUUGCCCGAGUCUCGUUAGAUGACAGUAUUGAAGCGAAUGUGUCUACUUUCUCGGCGGAGAUGCGGGAGACUGCGUUCAUUUUGCGCAACAUUGACCGUUCAAGCAUGGCCAUCAUGGAUGAGCUGGGCCGUGGCACCAGUACUCGAGACGGUAUUGCAAUUGCACUAGCUAUCGCCGAGGCACUCGUCGAGAGUCGCGCCCUCGUAUGGUUUGCAACCCACUUUCGCGAUCUUGCCAACAUCAUGCGAGAACGCAACGGUGUUAUCAACCUUCAUCUGGCGGUUGACAUGAGCGAGGAUGAUAAGAUGGAGAUGCUGUAUCGCGUGGCCCAGGGAACAGUGGAAGAACAGCAUUAUGGCCUGAAGCUUGCCAAAGUACUCCCUUUUCCCCCAGAUGUGCUGCAACACGCGGAGCUUGUUGCUACGACAAUCGAGCAACAAACACAGCAGCGCAAGAAAAACUCGAUCGGUAUUGUUAAUGCUCGGCGUCGAAAGCUACUGCUGAAUGUGAAAGAGCAUUUGCUUCUAGCGCGGGAUAGCAAGAUGGAUGACACGCAUCUGAAAGGCUGGCUGCAGAACCUGCAGAAUGAAUUCGUUGCGCUCAUGUCGGCUCAAGAUGAGGAGGAGGAGCGACUUGCAGGAUGGGUCGAGCCAGAAGGAGAGGAAGACUUCCUCGAAGAGGAUCAGGCGGAGCAGUCAAUGGACAGUGCAGAGCAGUCUUUGCCUCGCAUCUUCGUAGACGGCUAUCUAACAGAGCACAACAGCGCAAGAAGCGAAGAAGAGUCAACGGGAAGGAGUACUGCUGGCGAUACUUCGCGCCAUAUCACCACGACUUCUUGA